AUGAAGGCCAGAUCAGAACCUCUCUUCAACAAAUAUGCUAAACUUGUUCCUAAAAAUCCAAUUGAGACCGAAUUAGCAAUGUCAAAGGUUCAUCUUUCGAAGAACUGGAAGAUCCCACCUCGUUUGAAGCCAGGGAGGCGUCCUGAUCCUCGCAGCGAUGUUAAGAACACAUUAGGGAAUGAAACAGAACCAAAUGGCAAGGAAAGCAAUGGUUUUGAGUAUGCUUCUCAAGAAAAAAGGAAAAUUCAGAAUAGGGAUGCCCAGAGAGCAUAUAGGGAACGGCGUGCCAAUAGAAUCGAUGAGCUGGAGGGAACUGUCGAGACCCUUCAAAAUAUGGUAAAAUCUUGGAGAAAAAAGUGUAAGGCCACUCAGGAGGAGCUUUUGCAGAGUAACAAGAUUAUCUAUAAUUUGCGAAAAGAAAACAAGCAGUUGAAAGAUAAUGUAGAGCAGCUAGAAUUAAAGACAGCUUCAAAAGCACUUACGAAGACUCCCCGCAGAGUGAAGAAAACAUCCAUUUCUCCCGCUCAAUCUUCCGAUAGCAACGAAAGUAACACCUGUAGUAAUGAUAGCAUGUUGUUCCUGAAUCCUGUGUUACAAAAUGUCAUAAAAAAUUUCAAGCCCAUGAAAGCUGUCACAUUAAAGAAACGUAAAAUCUCAACGCUAUCACAGCCUUCAUUAUUCGAAGAUUCCGCUACUACGCCAGUUUCAUACAACAGGUCAUCUUCAUUGUCAAGAAGCUCUGAGAUAACGGUGUCUCCAGAUGGUAAAUGCGGGUUCUGUUCAGAUUCUACUACAUGUGUUUGUAAAGAGUUAGAAAAGGAAGCCCAAGAAGUCAAGCUAAAGGAUGGUUGCAAUGGAAACAUUGCUACAUGCUUUCGUUGCAGUUCCAAAGUGGAAACGCUGGAGAAGUUGAAAGGGAACUGUGACGUGUCAAGGGAGUCUGGCGUUAUAUGUCCUUCAAGUCCCCUGAUCACCCAUUCGAAAAAGAAACGUUUGAAACUUAACGAUGCCAGUUGCAUCGAUAAACCUCCAAGCGUUUCAUCCCACAAAUUAGUGGGACAUGCUGACGAGAGUGAAGAAAAAAAAAAAGAUGACGAUUCCCUCAAUAUUUUUGAGAUUUCUGAUCGAUCGAGACCAAAUACCUUGAGUUCAGAGUCAAGUCCAGAUUCACGAGAUAAUUCCCUAGCUGUUUCAAUAGUCAGAGCUGCUCGCGAUGCCUCAGGGCUAAUUAAAAAUGAUGAGGUCACGCGGACCCAAAUCGGGAAGACAUGUAGAGGUUUGGAGCCUGGGUCGUGCGUUCAAUGUCGAGCCGAUCCACAAAGUGCAAUUUUCUGUAAAACGGUGUGUACACGAGAUAAGGAACAGAAACUCAAUGGUUCUCAGUCGAAUCCUGUACAAAGGCCUUCUGAAGUAAUACCUAUCAGUGAUGCAUAUCAAAGGGUAAGGAAAUACAUGAAAUUGAAAAAUAUGUGCGAAGACCAGGUAGGCCCCUCGACUUUACCAGUCUCAUUGCAUAAGGUAGCAUCGGAUCUACGAAUAAGUGAUAGAGAAGUUGAAAGAAGAAGUGUUGACGAUGCUAUUAAGGAGUUAGAUAAAAAUGCUAUGGAGUAA
Molecule: messenger RNA, 1611 nt
Organism: Zygotorulaspora mrakii
Lineage: Eukaryota; Fungi; Ascomycota; Saccharomycetes; Saccharomycetales; Saccharomycetaceae
Exons: 1
Coding region: 1-1611 (536 amino acids)
Cellular component (GO): RNA polymerase II transcription regulator complex
Molecular function (GO): transcription cis-regulatory region binding; DNA-binding transcription activator activity, RNA polymerase II-specific
Source: RefSeq, a predicted model, not a curated record